AUGGCCCGCCACACUCUUUCCGCUUUCCUUGUCUCCGCCGCGGCCGCGACCCGCGUACUCGCGCAGGAUGCCCAGUCAACUUUCCCUGCCACACCACUAGUGUCUCUUCACUUUCCAACGCCUUCGGAUGCGCCUGAACAGGCCGACCCCGGCAACCUCGCUCGCGGGAACCAAGCCGGCUACAACCGCUGUAACUCAACUACCGAAGGGUCCGACUCCAUGUGCCAAACUGGCUUCGUGAACAGCCUUUCAGACUUCUGUGUAUGGGGUCCCUCAACGCCCAACUCAACUAUUGCCGACACCGAGGGCGAGGAGGUCGCCUGGUGCACCCUUCCCGGACAUGGCACGCGCAUCAUGCCGGAGGGCACGAUCACGGGCGCUCAGUUGGUCAAGACGUCAAACUACGUUAUGAUCACCGGUCUCAUCCAGCAGACUAACAUCAACAUCGCUGAUGGUGAUUUCGGUGGCGAGUUGGACCCCGGAGGUCAGGACCUCCGCGGCAACCCCAUUGGUGGCCUCAUGUACUCGACCGCGUUCAACAGCUCGGCCUACCAAGUAAACAAAUGGGUCAACUUCAUGGGCUCCAACUCCUUCUGCAUUCGCAUCUGUAACCCCUCUGGCUCGAACCCAGAGGGCUUCUGCCAACAUACGCUUGACCGUAUCGGCAGCGCCUACAACUGCCCGAGCAAAUACACCGUCGGCAGCGGCAUGCAGGCCGGCGAGUUCGAGAUUUGCGACAGCGAAGACAUGGACAUUCCCGGUGUAUACACCCAAGAUGGCCAGACGCUCUCGUACUCACAACCGCCGGAGAGCUUGGGCGAGAUCACCUCAAUCCCUUACAGCCCGCGCGUACCUGCCAGCUCGAACUGCGCAACGACGUCCAGCGCCGCCCUCUUCGCUUCCGCGACAGCGAGUGCAAGCGCUAGCGCGUCUGGAUCGGGCGGCGCCACCGCGAGUCGCUCGAGCGGCGCAGCAACUGCCAGCCAGACGGGCAGCGGUGCCGCGCAUGUUGGCGCGAGCGUGCUCACUGCCGCGCUUGGAGUCGGGUUGUCUGUCGCGCUCAUGGCAUGA
Peniophora sp. CBMAI 1063 is the source of this 1071-nucleotide messenger RNA. The record is from the annotation of a GenBank genome assembly. Lineage: Eukaryota; Fungi; Basidiomycota; Agaricomycetes; Russulales; Peniophoraceae.